This is a messenger RNA of Argentina anserina (silverweed cinquefoil), 1059 nucleotides long. RefSeq lists its product as uncharacterized. NCBI's taxonomy places the organism in Eukaryota, Viridiplantae, Streptophyta, Magnoliopsida, Rosales, Rosaceae. Bases 1 to 1059 code for a protein of 352 amino acids. The record is from RefSeq and is a predicted model, not a curated record. The transcript has 7 exons.
AUGACUGAUCACAACGUAAAAUCAGAUACACAGGGCGAUGGAGGUGAUGUGAUAGAUUGCAUUGACAUCUAUAAGCAGCCUGCUCUUAGUCAUCCACUUCUCAGAAAUCAUACUAUAGAGAUGAUACCGCCUCCGUAUCCAAAUGAAAAUGAAACAAACAGUUCUCAUCAAGAUGACGAGCAAGUACUGCAGUCCUGGUUAUCACAGGAAGAGUGCCCCGAAGGAACAAUCCCCAUACUUCGAACUCAGGCUUUCAAUAGUUCUACUCCCAAAUCUAGCCCACCGUUCAAUAUCACCGACGUUCAGUUCACUCCUGCAUCUGGUCAUGAGUACGCCACAGUUAAUCUUUUAGGCGGCCAAUACUACGGAGCACACGCAUCUUUGAACGUAUGGAGCCCUUUAUCAGAAUUUGAGGAGAAUAGUAUAUCCCAGAUAUGGAUUGCAGGAGGUCAUGGACAAGCACGAAGUACUGUUGAAGCUGGCUGGAAAAUUAAUUCGGCUGACAAGCAAACGAGGUUUUUCAUAUUCUGGACAGGCCAUAAUUACAAAGAUGGUUGCUACAAUCUUGAGUGUUCUGGUUUCGUCCAAGUAAACAGAAAGUUUGCCAUAGGUUUACCUAUAAAACCUGUCUCAACCUACAACGGAAAGCAAGUUGAGAUAUUCCUAAGCAUAUACAAGCACCAAUCGGUUGGACAAUGGUGGCUUAUGGUGCAAGAUCAAGCAUUAGGAUACUGGCCAGAUAAAAUCUUACCUAGUCUGAAAGGCAGUGCCGAUACGGUGACCUGGGGUGGUGAGAUCUAUAACUCAGAACCUGGCGGUCGUCACACAUCAACUCAGAUGGGGAGUGGUCAUUACCCUAGUGAAGGCUAUGGCAAAGCAAGCUAUUUUCGAAAUAUCCAGUACUUGGCCAACUCUGGAAAAUUUGUAGAUGCAGACGAGCUUAUCACAUAUGUCACAAAGCCUCCAUGCUACAAUCUUAUCAUGCAAAAUAAAGCCACGGGAUUUGGAACUCAUUUCUAUUAUGGGGGAUCUGGAUAUUCAGCAAGAUGCCCUAAAUAG